Messenger RNA from Arabis nemorensis, 1182 nucleotides. Lineage: Eukaryota; Viridiplantae; Streptophyta; Magnoliopsida; Brassicales; Brassicaceae. The record is from the annotation of a GenBank genome assembly.
AUGGAAUCCUUUUUGUUCACGUCCGAAUCCGUCAACGAGGGACAUCCCGACAAGCUUUGCGAUCAGAUCUCCGACGCAAUCCUCGACGCUUGUCUCGAACAAGAUCCCGAAAGCAAAGUAGCUUGCGAGACAUGUACCAAGACUAACAUGGUCAUGGUCUUCGGUGAAAUCACCACCAAAGCUAACGUCGAUUACGAGAAGAUCGUCCGUAGAACUUGCCGUGAAAUCGGAUUCGUCUCCGCCGACGUUGGUCUCGACGCCGACAAUUGCAAAGUCCUUGUCAACAUCGAGCAACAGAGUCCCGACAUCGCUCAAGGUGUCCAUGGUCACCUCACGAAGAAACCAGAGGAUAUCGGAGCUGGUGAUCAAGGUCACAUGUUCGGUUACGCCACCGACGAGACUCCUGAGCUCAUGCCGCUUAGUCACGUCCUGGCUACUAAGCUUGGAGCUAAACUCACUGAAGUUCGCAAGAACGGAACUUGCCCUUGGUUAAGACCAGACGGUAAGACACAAGUCACUGUCGAAUACUUCAACGAAAACGGAGCUAUGGUCCCUGUCCGUGUCCACACUGUUCUCAUCUCGACACAACACGACGAGACCGUGACUAACGAUGAGAUCGCAGCUGAUCUCAAAGAGCAUGUGAUCAAGCCAGUGAUCCCAGAGAAGUACCUUGACGAGAAGACAAUCUUCCAUCUUAACCCAUCUGGUCGUUUCGUGAUCGGUGGUCCUCACGGAGACGCUGGACUUACCGGCCGUAAGAUCAUCAUCGACACUUACGGUGGUUGGGGUGCACACGGAGGUGGUGCUUUCUCUGGAAAGGACCCGACUAAGGUCGAUAGGAGUGGUGCUUACAUCGUUAGGCAAGCAGCUAAGAGCAUUGUAGCUAGUGGUCUCGCGAGGCGUUGCAUUGUGCAAGUGUCCUACGCAAUUGGUGUCCCUGAGCCAUUGUCUGUGUUCGUGGACAGUUACGGAACAGGGAAGAUUCCAGACAAGGAGAUUCUUGAGAUUGUGAAAGAGAGUUUUGAUUUCAGGCCAGGGAUGAUUUCUAUUAACUUGGAUUUGAAGAGAGGAGGUAAUGGUAGGUUCUUGAAGACUGCUGCUUAUGGUCACUUUGGAAGAGAUGACCCUGAUUUCACUUGGGAGGUUGUGAAGCCACUCAAGUCUAACAAGGUCCAAGCUUGA